This is a messenger RNA of Pogoniulus pusillus (Red-fronted tinkerbird), 1641 nucleotides long. RefSeq lists its product as uncharacterized. The annotation marks the transcript as partial. Lineage: Eukaryota; Metazoa; Chordata; Aves; Piciformes; Lybiidae. Gene Ontology annotation, biological process: regulation of extrinsic apoptotic signaling pathway. The record is from RefSeq and is a predicted model, not a curated record. The transcript has 5 exons.
CCAUCGAGGGGAAGCAGAGCUCAGGCUGAAGAUGGUUUUCUUCUCUGCAGCACUCAGCAGGCUCUGGCUGGGGAGAGGCUUCGGUGGGACGCAGAGAGGCAGCCCCUGGGCAGGAUCCUCUCACUGGACAGGCAGGAGGCCAAGAGGGUGCUGGAGAUCUACGUCAGCCGCUCGCUGAGCUGCCGGGAGAGCCUGCCGGCGGCCAGGAAGGGGCUGCAGGAGGGAGCCAGAAGGCGAGGGAGGAAGGCAGAUGGGCUGCAGAGGUCCACAAGUGACUCCUGCCAGGCCUCCUGUGCCAAGCUCAGCCCUGAGAAGGACCGGGAGGAGAGACCCAAAGCGCUGGACACAGACAAAGCUUUGGACGAUGAGAGCAAAGCUGCCAAGGAGGUGCCUAAAGAGAAGCCUGAGCCCAAAAAGAAAAGCUCAAAGACCUCUUGCCAGGGCAAGAGCCAACACACCUGGUUCAAAACCGUCAUAAACUUCCUCUUCAGGAGGAGCUCUGAGGAGCAGAAGGAGAGCUCAGGGCAGAAAGCGAAGGAGAAAGAUGCCAGAGCUCCUCACAGCUCCAAACCAGAAGCAGCCAAAAGGUCUGGAGUGGACUCGAGCACAUCCCCGGCCCUGGGCAGAGCCCCAAAGAGGAGACCCAGCCUCAAGAGGGUUUUCUCCUUCAAGAAGCAUGCAGAGGAGGAGCGAGGAGAGGCAGCAGCUGGGGCCAGGGCCAAGCGUCCCAGCUGCCUGCCGCUGCGGCACAUCCAGGCGCCAGCCACGCCAGCAGACCUGGAGCAGCCUGAUGGUUACUAUGCAAGAGUCUCAGAAGAGAUCGAGCUGAUCGUGCAGGGCAGCGAGGGCCAGGGCAGCAGAGCAGCUGGAGCCGAGGAUCCACCAGGGCCAGGCAGCACUGGCAGCGUUGAUGAAGCCAUCAAGAGAAUCGUUGCCCUGCUCCAGAGUGCGGGAGAUGAGCUGGACAGGCAGGUGAGGGAGGAUGCACAGCUCUGGAUGUUCUUCCGGGACCUGUCCUACAGCUCCUUCAAGGACCUGGCUGAUGCCUAUGUGCACAGGGAGAUGACUGCCAGCAGACCUGAUGUUGGCCUGCAAGAGGUCCAGUUUGCCUUCACGGUGCACCUCACUGCCAGGGUGGCAGGCAUCUGCAGCCAGGCAGUGAACAGGGUGAUGGGCUUCGGCACUCGCUACCUGGAGGAUUCGCUGCCGCCCUACAGCAAAAUGCUGCAGCAGAGCAGAGACCAGUUCAGGACAGACAACUUCGAGAGCCCAGACUGACGCCGGCAGCCCCUCCGGAGCCCGAGGACGCAGCUGUACCGCUGGGGGGACUGUGCCUGUCGCUGACCUGGGUGUGAGCUGCUUUGCUCAGCUGGGGGUUAAAAACCCUUCCAUGGAGAACCACAAGGAAAGCCCCAGCAGCAAGAAGUGCCUCAAACCCCACCCUGGGAGGCAGGCAGAGGGGGGUGGCGGUCAAAGAGAGGCCAAAUCCUCACCCCGUUUGUGCUUCAGCUCUUGCCCAGCCUGGAGCUGUCAGGGUCGGGUUGCCUUGGCGUGUUUGUUGCCCUGCUCUUCUGGACGUGGCUGUGCUCCACGUCCAACAGCCUCUUUGUACCUCCUGCUGCCAGCUUGGGGGGGGGGGGG